AAACAUAUUUCUCCUUUGAGUUUCACUAUCCUCGAUCGACCUUCCUAAUCCGCAUUCACUUACUUUGGCAUGCAACCGUCCGUUCAUCCCUUCGAAUACCUUUUACAACCUCAUUAAUAUUCACCUUUUUUUUUUUUUUUUUUUUUCUUUCUCGAUUUUUAAUUUCCAAAUUUUGGAAUAUUUGUGUACCCUUUUUCCAUAUAACACAAACCCAAAAGAAUCAUACAAAUUAAAUAAAAAAAAAUCCAUUAAUUGAACUCUUUCUUUCUAUCCUCCCGAAUUAUAUGCUCAGUCUUUUUAAAUAGGAAUUGUAUGCUCAGUUUUAGAUCAGUAAGAACAGAGGAUUUAAAACAUGGAAACAAAACAAGCACUCUGUGAGUCUGCUUUAGUUUGUCAUGGAUCUGAGGGUGGUGACAAUAGCAGUAGUACCUCAAAAACUUGGAAUUCUUAUACCAAAGAUGGUACACUUGAUCGACAUGGAAGGCCUGCAAAUAAAGGAAAAACUGGCGGGUGGAAAACAGGGAUGUUACUCCUAGGUAAUGAAGUGUUAGCAACACUAGCAUUUGUGGGAGUGGAAGUGAACUUAGUGUUGUUCUCAAAAACAGUAUUAAGACAGACAAAUGCAGAGGCAGCAAACACCUUCAGCAUGUGGAUGGGAUCUGUUUAUCUUUUUUCAUUGAUUGGUGCUUUUCUCAGUGAUUCUUAUUUGGGCAGAUUUCUCACUUGCUUAAUCUUUCAAGCUGUUCUUACCAUUGGUUUAAUUGCAAGUUCUUUCACAACCCAACAUUUCCUAUUAAAACCUGGUGGUUGUGGAACACUAGAACAACAAUGUGAUCCUCACUCGAAAUCCGAGACCGUUAUAUUCUUCAUAUCAAUCUACUUAGUUGCCCUGGGUAAUGGUGCAUCUGAACCUGCACUUGCUACUUUCGGAGCAGAUCAAUUCGACGAACAAGAUCCUGAAGAAAGUCGAUCCAAAACCUCGUUUUUUAGCUACUUCUAUGUAGCCUUAAACAUGGGCUCUUUAAUUGGAGAAACAAUUUUGGUUUACAUUCAAACUAUGGGAGAUUGGGUGCUUGGUUAUUGGAUUUCUACUGCUUGUGCAAUUCUUGCUCUGAUUUUUCUGUUUUGUGGAACCAUGAGAUAUAGGCAUUUUAAGCCUAGUGGUAAUCCCAUCUCUAGGUUCUUGCAAGUUAUUAUGGCUUCCUUUAGGAAAAUGAACCUUGAGGUUCCUCAACAUGGUCUAGGCCUUUAUGAAUUUCAAGGAAAAGAUAGUGAGAUUCAUGGUGCUCGAAAAUUACCCCACUCGAAUGGCUUCAAAUUUCUCGAUAGAGCAGCAAUCAUCACACCACUUGACACAACCUUUGCAUCGGAAAAGACAUCCCCAACGAACCCAUGGAGACUAUGCACUGUCACUCAAGUCGAAGAAGUAAAAUGCAUCUUAAGACUAUUACCCAUAUGGCUAUGCACAAUACUAUCCUCAGUAGUUUUCAUCCAAAUGAUGUCUCUAUUUAUCGAGCAAGGAGCCACAAUGAACACCACCAUAGGAGCUUUCCACUUCCCCCCGGCAAGUAUGACAGCCUUCGACAUAAUAAGCACAUCCGCCUUUAUAAUCUUGUAUGACAAGCUGAUAGUCCCGGUCUAUGUAAAGCUCACAAAAAAGAAGCCAAAGCCUCCGAGCGAGUUACAAAGGAUUGGUAUCGGACUAUCAAUCGCAGUGGUAGCAAUAAUAAUAGCGGGGUUACUAGAACAACAAAGGAGGAAAUAUGCUGUAUUAAGUGGGGAAGAUAUAAGUCCAUUAAGCAUAUUUUGGCAAACUCCACAGUAUGUUCUUGUUGGUAUAGCUGAGGCAUUUGUGUAUGUCGCGCAAUGGGAGUUCUUCUCUUCACAAACACCAGAUAGUCUAAAGAGUCUUGGUCUUGGAUUAUCGAUGUCCUCUUCAGCCAUGGGAAGUUACUUAUGCAGCUUUAUUUUGUCAGUUGUAAUGCAUUUCACAACCAAGAAUGGAAGGCCUGGUUGGGUACCUCCCAAUUUGAACGAUGGGCAUUUAGACCGGUUUUUCUUCCUCUCGGCUGCAUUAACUACCCUAAAUCUCGGGUUUUAUGUGAUUUGUGCAAGAAGGUAUAAGUGUAUCUCCAUGAAGAAGCGAGAGGAUGACAAAGAGAUGCAACCUAUUGAGCUGUAAGGUGGGUAGAAUAGUAAGCUAAAUAUCGUUUGGUAUUGAAAUAUAUAAAAAUUUAUACUUCAUAGAAACUCUCAAAACAAAUGAUGUACUUUUAUUAAAAAUGGAUUGAUUGGAUCUGUUGAGCUUCAUUGCAAAGAAAUAGUACAUGUUGAGUAUCAAACACUUUG
Molecule: messenger RNA, 2349 nt
Organism: Amaranthus tricolor (Joseph's coat)
Lineage: Eukaryota; Viridiplantae; Streptophyta; Magnoliopsida; Caryophyllales; Amaranthaceae
Product: protein NRT1/ PTR FAMILY 7.3-like
Exons: 5
Coding region: 353-2182 (609 amino acids)
Biological process (GO): transmembrane transport
Cellular component (GO): membrane
Molecular function (GO): transmembrane transporter activity
Source: RefSeq, a predicted model, not a curated record